UUGCAACACACUCAGUUCAGCUCUAGUCGCUUUGCCGCUUGGAACGAGCGUUUGACGCCGGCCACGGAGAGGGCGAGAGAGUUACUCGGCGAUUUGAUAUGUGGUUUUUAGUGUUGUGACGUAGUGACAAGCUUAUCAGUACUCGCAUGUAAAUAAACAAUGGAUGUGAACAGAGCGAUUACAACGAACUGGCACAUACCGAGGCCGUCUUUAUCUAGUGCGGGCAGUAUCAAUGAUUCCCGCUCUAGAGGCGGCUCCGCCUCCAGCCAAGGCUCUUCUAGUAAUCACAGCACACACAGCGUCUCAUCCGGAUCACUUCUUCUAACAGCUGCACACUUAGUACAAUUGAAUGGUAAUCAAAACUACGAGCAGGUACCACGACCUGCCUUUACCAACGUAGUAUCGAUCCCAGAAGAAAGUGUCGAUACAUUAUGGAAGGACGUCAAACGUGGGUCCAUACCGGAACAAGAUUCAACAUCACUAGCCAGCUCCACCCACUUUACAGUUGUGAAUGGUUUUACGAAACAUCGACCGACGAAGGAGCCAAAAACCUGCUGCUGCAACCAAUCCCAUCAGAUAACAGUCCUAGUCAUUUGUAUGACGAUUCUGUUCUCUGCUUGUAUAUUGGCUGCUAUAUGCUUUGUCGAAAUGCGAAUGCGAAGAGAAACCGGAAUGUACAAAUAUUCUUAGAGACGGUUAGAAAGCAUUCAAUCGACGAAUUAGUUAUAGUUAUUUAUAAUAGUGAGGCUAUUAUAUAAGUAAUUACUGGAAAUUUCAUAAAUUAAUGGAAAUUGUAUUUUGAUGCUUUAAUUAAGCAUUCAAUUAUAUUGACAUCGGCCACAUAGACGUACUAAAGCUUUUAUAAAAUCACUUCAGGAAGCUAUUUUGUCUUUUGAAAUGACAAAACACUCUCGAUGGCACGUUUAUAAAGACAUUAGUUUUACCUUUCCCAAACACCUUUCAGCAUAAUAAAUGGACCUUGGUCAUUUGAAAUAUCAGAUUUAAGAAUAACAUUUUCAUGAUUAAAUACACCUGGAUGUUUUAUGUAUAAGUAUAAUUAGAAAUCUAUCUCGGUUUUUAUCGCAUGGAUGCGAUCUUAAAUACGAUUGUGUAAUUAGAGUUGAAUAAAUUAGUGCAAUAAUUAGUUAGGUCUAGUAACUGGUAUUUAGAACAAUUCAGUGCUCAAAUCACAUUCUAGUUAAGUAAAUUAUUAAAAGCAGAUAACUGUGAUUAUAUUUACUAUGUUAAUAAAUGAAUAGUAGAAAUUAAAAAAUAAAUUGUACUAUAAUCAAAUCGAAAAUUAAAUAUGUGUUUUAGAAACACUAUUUCAAGGAAUUUAAACUUCGACUGCAGCUACGGGUCACAUACACGGUGGCCCUAGUUAGAUCCGGCGAAGCAAUGUUAUCACGUUUGUACAUAAAGGUGAAAUGUAUCAGGAAGUUUAAAAAGUAUAUUUUAAUACUAUAAGCAACUGUUUCGAUAAAUAUAACGUAUAUUAUCGUAAAUCAGUUUCUUAUACGCAUUACUAUAGAUUAUAUUAAAUUCACAAUACAAAGUGUAUAACGCAGAAGAAUUAGGAAGGAAUGUAAUAAUUUAACACUUCUAGCAAAAUGCCAGUGAAUAUUGAAUUAGUG
Messenger RNA from Pieris napi, 1634 nucleotides. RefSeq lists its product as uncharacterized. Lineage: Eukaryota; Metazoa; Arthropoda; Insecta; Lepidoptera; Pieridae. The record is from RefSeq and is a predicted model, not a curated record. The transcript has 4 exons. Bases 160 to 690 code for a protein of 176 amino acids.